Molecule: messenger RNA, 4735 nt
Organism: Thalassophryne amazonica
Lineage: Eukaryota; Metazoa; Chordata; Actinopteri; Batrachoidiformes; Batrachoididae
Product: cadherin-24-like
Exons: 14
Coding region: 311-4030 (1239 amino acids)
Biological process (GO): multicellular organism development; adherens junction organization; cell morphogenesis
Cellular component (GO): adherens junction; catenin complex; plasma membrane
Molecular function (GO): calcium ion binding; cadherin binding
Source: RefSeq, a predicted model, not a curated record
GAGAGAGAGAGAGAGAGAGAGAGAGAGAGAGAGAGAGAGAGAGCAGACCUGACGGUGGGUUCAGAUCAGCCUCGGGUCUGGAUCAGCUCGGAUCCGGUAAACCGGCUGUGAUCAUACGAUUUCAGAAUGUGUCCUUCACAGGAAAAUAUGAGAAAAGAAAACAGAAUGACGGCUCGCCAUGGGGAAAAUAACAUAAAACCUGCAGCAGGCGAAGGGCGAAGAAAGAGAAUAAAUGCUGAAAGUGGACCAUGAAGAACACCUGCGACUGAUCAGAAAUUCUGUGAGACAAACUGCUCAGUGAACCUCUGCAAUGGCAGUACAUAUUGUACUUCUUUUAUUUUUAUUCUCCGUAGGGGAAAGGCAAAGGAAUGGCACCUCAGUGGCUGUCGGCCUUCCAGAGGAACGCGACGAUUUACAGUUUACAUCAAGUAAAAAUGGAGUUUCAUCUCAUUCAGACUCCACCCAUAAGCCAUUUGUUAGAAAUAAACAGCUGGAAGGCCACAUGCAGAAUGCACAGUCUGACGUGAAAUCUCUACCAAAUGUGGAUUUUACAUCAGAUGAUCAAGAAUCUUACUUGGACUUGCAUAAUCCAAAUGUAUCAGGACAAGCACUUCCUCAUCCUCUGACACUAAUUAAUGAUCACAGACAGCAGGAGUACAUGCUCCAGCCUGGGCUCCGUGUAGAGACAGGUGUUAACAUCCUGCCUGAGAGGACACGAGGACACUCUAAACGGGGUGCAGAGACUGGGCGGUACCCGCCACGAGCAGGGCCUCACUCUCGCCAUCGAAGAAGCUGGCUCUGGAAUCAGUUCUUUGUGAUCGAAGAGUACAGAGGACCUGAACCUGUGCUCAUCGGACGGCUGCACACAGACAUGGACAAAGGCGACGGCCGCACUAAGUACAUGUUGGAUGGAGAGGGAGUGGGUUCCGUGUUUGUUAUUGACAGCAAGACAGGCAACAUACAUGUCACCAAGUCUCUUGACCGGGAGGAGAAGGACCAAUACCGUCUGAUUGCAACAGCUACGGAUCGACAGACCGGCCGCGCCUUGGAGCCGUCCUCUGAGUUCAUCAUCAGAGUGCAGGACAUAAAUGACAACCCGCCUGUCUUCCCUAACGAACCCUAUGUCGCCAUGGUGCCAGAAAUGGCCAACAUAGGCACGUCUAUAAUCCAGGUAACAGCCAGAGAUGCUGAUGACCCGACGUAUGGAAACAGUGCCAGACUGGUGUAUGCUGUCACUCAGGGCCAGGACUAUUUCUCAGUGGACCCUCAGACAGGCAUACUGAGGACAGCGGUACCUGACAUGGACCGAGAAACUCAGGAAGAAUAUAUGGUGGUGCUCCAGGCCAAAGACAUGGGGGGACAUCUGGGCGGACUAUCAGGGACAACAACAGUCACUGUGAAGCUGAGCGAUGUUAACGACAACCCCCCUCACUUCAGAAAGAGUGCAUGGUCGUUCUCUAUCUCAGAGUUAGCAGCACCAGGUGUGGAGCUGGGCCGCCUCACUGCCUCUGAUCCUGAUGUGGGAGAAAACGCACAGCUGGAGUUCAGUAUCACGGAUGCUGAAGAUGCUGAAAUAUUCAAUAUCAGUGGACGAGCCCAAGAGGCAGUCAUUGUGCUGAACAAGCUGCUUGACUACGAGAUCCGCAGUUCGUACUCUUUCUCUGUGGAAGUUGCUAACCCUGUGGUGGAUGCCCGCUACAUGAGGAAAGGUCCCUUUAAGGAUCAAGCAACAGUCCGGGUCAUGGUCCUUAAUGCUGAUGAGCCGCCGCGAUUCUCCAGAGCUCUGUAUCACCUGGACGUGUCUGAGAACUGUCCACCUAUAUGUUCUGUGGGCCGGGUCUAUGCUGUGGACCCGGACACAGGACAAAGCAACAACAUCAGGUACUCCAUCGACCCGCAGUCGGACCCUGAGGCUGUGUUCCGCAUCUCCUCUGACACAGGCUUUAUCAGCACGGUGAUGGAGUUGGACUGCGAGCAGGAGCAGUGGCAUAACAUCACCGUCAUCGCCACACAGAGAGACAAUCCUAAUCUUGUGUCAAGGGUUGUGGUUGCCAUAGAGACACUAGAUCAAAAUGACAAUGCACCGGAACUGGACAGGCUGUAUGCAACAUCUGUUUGUGACACAAGUGCCCCCGGCCAGGUCGUUCAGGUUCUGCGAGCAGUUGACAGGGACCAAGGAGGACAGGACACUCCAGUGCACUUCAGCAUCCCUCCAGAGUCCAGUUCUGCUCUCAACCUCACCAUCAGGGAAACGGGAGGUGUGACAGCCAGCCUGGUGCUUCAGUCAGCCUUACAGCCCCUUCCUGGAUUUUCUCCCUCAUUACUCACCCUCUAUGUACCAGUUGUGUUGCGUGACGGCGCCUCUGGUUUAACCAACACUGGCACGGUGACGGUGACCAUUUGUCCCUGUUUGCGAGGGGGCAUGCACACGGAGGAUAAGGGACGACAGCAGGACCGGAGAUGGGAGCGACACAUGGUGUGUCUGCCGGUGCCCUCCGCCUCACCGUCUCUCAUAUUUAGCCUGGUCACUUUACUGGCCAUGCUGGCUUGUGUCACCACUCUCCUCGUGGUGUGUGCACUCUCGCUGUCAUUGCACCAUCAGAAGCGAGACUCCCACUCACCCUUCGAGGAAGAUGAUGUCAGAGAGAACAUCAUAUCCUAUGAUGAUGAGGGGGGAGGCGAGGCCGACACCGCGGCGUUUGACAUUACGGCGCUGCAGAGCAUGCACAGAAUACAGCACAUGCACAACAGGAACAUAUGGUACAUGCAGCAGAAUCUGCCGAGGGCCAGAACGUACAGCUGGAGUCGUAACCUUCGCCCCGGCCUGGAAGCCGAGCGUCCCGGCUCUGCGCCUCUCUGCGGACGCCUCUGCUACGGCAUCCACAUGCUGCCUGUUCCCCGAGAUUAUCCGGCAGGGCCACUGGAGGCGGGGCUGCAGCUCACUCAGCUGACACACGAGGUCGUUAGCAAAUCCCCUGUCACGCAGAGCCAGAGCACCUUCGAGCCUCUGAUGUGCCCCCCUCAGAUCAGCCUUGGUGGUUACCAAGCAGCGCGCAUGCUGGCAAACACCAAAAGCACAGACAGAAACGGUGGAAGUGAAUUAAUUGCUGCGGACAGAAAAGAGAAUCAAGAGCAGGUCAAGAUAAGCCCAACCGGAUCAGAGCCGUUAUCAGCGAGCACAGCUGCAAAUCUGACCUACUGCGACCUCAACGAGUCGUCAUGUCAAAGCCACACCAGCUCCUCGUCAAACCAACAAGAGGGGAGGCCGGGGUCAUCUCAGACGCAGAUCAGCACCGGAGCAACCAGCGGCACCGUCGACGACACCGACACCGACUCCUCCAUUCCCUCCAUCUCCGAGAGGAAUUAUUCAAAUGGAACUCAAAUUUAUUCUGUUAGCGCUCCUGUUUACCUGAAAGGAGACACGUAUAGCGUUGUGGGCUCGCUGAAUCCAAAUAACAAAGGGAUGUACAUGAACAGGGCGAGCGGCAGCAGCGGCUCAUACCCACGAGGGGUGCAGCUGGUGAACAUGUACACGCUACUGGAGAGGAAGACGGUGACCCCUCAGGCUGUGGCCGCGUCCGUCGGUGUGUUCGGAAAUUGCACGAGUUCAGAACAUGCAGCUGCCAGAACAGAAUCUGCCAAACCCCUCCUCCGCCAGAUGGAAGACCUCCUCAGUAUCCGUCUGGAUCAGGUGACCUCCGACCUGUCCCAGCCACCGUAUGACUCCCUGCAGACGUACGAGUUUGAGGGGCGCGACUCGAGGGCCGAAUCGCUGAGCUCGCUGGAGAGCUCCAGAGAGAAGGAGGAGGAGGAACAGGAGGAGGGCAGCAUGGCGGGAGGAGGGAUGGAGGAGUUAAAUCAGAAGUUUCAAAGGCUGGUGGAGAUUAUCAGAGAGCGGCAGAAGGAAAAGAAGCAGGAGGGAAAGGCGGCGGCGGAGGCUCAGGGAGGCGAGGACGGGGUGGCUGCACUCGGCGAGCCUCAUAAACAAAGCAAGGACAGAGUAAAAGAACAGCAGCAAUGGGAUUUCUAGAGGCGCCACGCGGCAAUAAAGGAAAAGUUAGAGAGAGGAGAAGUCGCCUGACAGUGAUGGAUUCUAAACACAGCAGGGUGGCAAAAACAUGCCGCCUCUGACAGAAAUCACCUUGUUUUUCCCCCUGGCAGGGAAAUCCGGGCUGCUGACAGUAGAGCUGAGAUUUGUGGUGGAAUCCGUGCACGUCGUAUAGUUUCACCUCCACAGUGUUUUUAACAUGCAUAUGGAACCUGUCACUUUCACACUCUUCCUGUGACUGAUAUUAAUAAUGCACUUGAGUUUUAAAAGCUAAAGUUAUGAAAAAUUUACUUUUUUGAAAUAUUGAUUCUGAGCCCUGAAAGCUGCAUUGUUAGAAAAUAGGCCUCAUCAAAUAUUGAAUAGAUUUGUGAAAUUUAAUACUGAUAGUUUUAAUUGUGGCGUGCUCAGUAGAAAUACUUGGAUUAGGAAUCCAGUGUUCGCGUCUCAUUAGGAAUGCACGCCGCGAAGUAGAUCACCUCUUAAAAUCACACGAGUGUAGAGUACUGCCAUGUGUUCCACUGCAUACACCGGCCUGCGCACAUUUACGGCACAACAGAGCGUUAAAGCCCAUGAUAGAAAACCGUCUCACUAUGCAAUCUGCACACACAUUUACAAAUGCUUACAUUGUCAAAGACUGUUGUGUGCUGUUGUCAAAGUAGAGUAAACUAUGUCCAUAUUUACUGAAAU